Messenger RNA from Necator americanus (New World hookworm), 228 nucleotides. RefSeq lists its product as uncharacterized. Lineage: Eukaryota; Metazoa; Nematoda; Chromadorea; Rhabditida; Ancylostomatidae. The record is from RefSeq and is a predicted model, not a curated record. The transcript has a single exon. The coding region runs from base 1 to 228 and encodes 75 amino acids.
AUGCUGUUUUAUGAGCUGCUCCCACAAGGCCAGAUCGUCACCGGUUCUAUACACGCUUGUCAGCUCCAGAAGCUCGCAUUGGCCGUUCGCGAAAAACGGCCGAGACGAGCUUCGGUGCACCUCUUCCUCGAUAACGCUAGGCCCUAUGCACAGCUUUUCAUGGGAUACAGCUUCAGCUCCGCAGCUACAGCUAAGGAGACCCAUGAAAAACUGAAGGAGUUAGACUGA